Brassica napus (rape) is the source of this 4449-nucleotide messenger RNA. RefSeq lists its product as uncharacterized. NCBI's taxonomy places the organism in Eukaryota, Viridiplantae, Streptophyta, Magnoliopsida, Brassicales, Brassicaceae. The record is from RefSeq and is a predicted model, not a curated record. The coding region runs from base 159 to 347 and encodes 62 amino acids. The transcript has a single exon.
GGAACUCAAGCUGCUUUGGUCUCCCUCCGUCUCUAUAUAAACAAAUAAAGAGAGCUCUCUCUUUCUCACAAGUCAUUUAACAAUUUGCAGCUCUCGAAGUAGAACUCAAGAAACUUGUAGAUCAUUAUUCUCCGGCGAAUAUUCAAGUCUCAUCAAUCAUGAUCCCCGUGGUAAUCAUUUCUGAGCUAUUGGUGGAGUACACGACGUCUCUCGCUAAACUCAUAGCUGUGAUUCUUCCGAGGCGGCAAGGCGACGGAAACUUCGUAAGGAUUGGCAAUUUAUCCGUGUAUUGUCCUCCUGGAUCGUCGCCGGUUCCAGAUUACUCUUCGCAUCUAGUCAACUUCUGAUCCCUGACGUCGAUGCUUUACCUUUUCCCCUUCUAUUUUUUUAACAAGUAGAUGAGUGACAGCUGAGGAUUUUUUUUUCGCCCUUUUCGGAUACUGGGCAGCUAGAAAUUUGUAAACAUUUAUCGUAUUUGAAUUAAUAGAGAUUAUGACAGAAUUUUCUUAAUUUAUGAUAAUUGAUCAUCUGUUCUGUUGGGUCCAAUUAGUAACUGUCCCGGCCAAUGAUGAUUUUCAAAUGUUGGUCUGCUUGUUGGAAAUGUAUUAAUAAUGAAUACGUGAUUUUACAAACAUAAUGGUUUUAAAAUAAAAGGUGGGUUAGUGGAACGAAUUCAUAGUGUACUUAUAAGAUCAAGUUUUCAUAUAAUUUUUUUCACGAACGUUUUAAUUGGUAAAAAUAUGCCAUUUGUCAGAUAAUUAGAUAAAUACUCUUAAAUAUCACUAAAUCAAAAUUUUGUUUAAAAAUAAUCUACAAGGAAAAAAUUCUAAAAAAACAUUCAUUAAAAAGUUAAAAAAAAAUAUACACAUAUGAGUUUAGAGUUUAUUAUUUAGAAAGUGUGAUUCACCGUUUAGGAUGUAGAGUAAUUUAGUUUUUUUAUUGAUAAUUAAUGUUAUUUUGUGAAAGAAACUAAAAAUAGUAUCUAUGAAAUUUACCGUUGUAAUAUGUGGUUUGAUUGAAAAUCAGUGACCAAUGAAAAAAAUAAAGCCAAAAAGUAAUACAAAAUUCAGUAGAUAGAUAAAUUCGAAAUAAAAUUCAAACAAUCGAAAGUAUAUCAUAUCUAAACCUCUUGGCUAUUAAUAAAAUAGAAGUAUGGUAAUUGCUAAUGAUGGACGGCAUUGUGGUACGUUUAUGUCGGCAUUAAAUUCGUUUCUCUAAUUAAAUACUCUAGCUAAGUCUGUUAGUUGUUUCACUAGCAGACUUCUGAAGAUUUAUUAGGGUAUGACAUCAAUUAGUUAGUUGCACAAAAAAGAAAGACAUAAUUUCGUGCAACUAACUCCAGACGUAAACAGUUAGGUUUAUAAAUAUCAAAUUAAAGUAAAAACAGAAGUGUUUGAAUUUUUAAUCCAGAAAGUGGACUACAUGCCUAUAGGUGCGAUUCAUCAAAGACUAGGUCGACGCUCAGGUAAUUAACAAUGAUUUAACUCAGAUACAACUUACAGUCAACUACAACUCAUACCGAAUUAAAAAUUGCCUAACUUAUAUGAUUCAAUAUUAUUUUGUGCGACUAUUUUACAGCAGCCGAGUUGUGAACGCGGAAGCUUGAUAUGUCCUUUAUAAUUGUUUAGGCGAUACUCCUUUAUCAUCUAUAUAAUUUAUAAUAUCUCCUCGUCGCAGAAUCAGAACAAAAUAUCUUAUAUUGCCAUACAGAUUUUACAGCAGCCGAGUUGUGAACGCGGAAGCUUGAUAUGUCCUUUAUAAUUGUUUAGGCGAUACUCCUUUAUCAUCUAUAUAAUUUAUAAUAUCUCCUCGUCGCAGAAUCAGAACAAAAUAUCUUAUAUUGCCAUACAGAAUUAGCUCAAAAUCUACAUCUGUAAGCUCCGAUCAUAUGUCUAAUUAUAUAUGUGGUUAGAGUUCCAAUAGUAUGCUACUAAAUUUUUAAAUCCAUCUCCUUGUUAUUGAUUUUUAAGUGCAAUAUACAUCCGACCAAACAGUCAUCAUAGUUAUAGUCUUGUACAAGCAAAAAAAAAAGAUAGUUCAUGAAUUUGUCAGACUUGACGUGUAAAAAAUAAUACUAGUAAUAAUAUCAAGAACUAAAUAGAUUUAGACAAAAAAAUCUAAGAUAUUUAAGAUUUGUCUAGUCUAUACAAAGAUUUAUGCAUGUUUUCCAUUUCCCUGUUUCCAAUCAAGAAUGAAUAAAUGUCACUAUAUGCCAAAAAAAAUUACCAAACAAAAAAUAUAUAUGUCAAAAUAUGUAUAUGAUAAGUAAAGUUUUAUUUUAUUUUGAAUAGCAUUGUAGAUGGAUCUACGAGAAAAAAAGCACAUUUAUUUUAUUAAACGUAACUGAAGAUAACCAACUCCAUCGGAUAGACAUUCACAAGGAAAUCGAGUUAUGAAGAUGUAAAGACGUGUUAGAAUUCUGUUUAUUUAUCUUUUGUGUAAGUGAGCUGUAACCCCAAACAAGGUUGUAUCUGCUGAGUUAUUUUUUUAUUUCAAAAAGUGAUGCAAGUGCUGAGCUGUUAGUAAAUAAAACACAUAUGAUUGUCGUUAAGUUUAUUAGAGGAUCAGCUAACGCGAAAGGGACAAGCGCGUCUUCAUUUUUAUGUUCUGACUGUCUGAAGAGAAAUAAAAUUAUAUUAAAAUACGUACACGAGUCCGAGUAACGACGACCAACGUGGAGAAACUCUGGCUUUAGGCCUCUAUAUAAACAAAUAAAGAGAGUUCUCUCAUUCUCACAAGUCAUUUAACAACUGUAGCUCUCGAAGUAGAACUCAAAAAACUUCUAGAUCAUUCUUUUCCCGCGAAUAUUCAAGUCUCAUCGAUCGAUCAUGAUCUCCGUAGUAAUCAUUGUUGAGCUACUGGUGGAGUACACGACGUCUCUCGCUAAACUCAUCACCGCUGGGAUUCUUCCGAGGCGGCAAGGCGACGGAAACUUCGUAAGGAUUGGCAAUUUCUCUGUGUAUUGUCCCCCUAGGUCCUCGCCGGUUCCAGAUUUCUCUUCGCAUCUUGUCGAUUUCUGAUAACAGCUGAGAUUUCUUUUUCCCCUUUUGGAUACUGAGCACAGGCUAGAGAUUUGUAAACAUGUAUCGUAUCGAAUUAUAUAAUACUAGAAAUUAUGAUUAUGACAGCCUUUUUCUUAAGUUAUGUUAACUGAUCAUAUGUUCUGUUGUGUCCAAUUGGUAAUUGUCUCGACCAAUGAUGAUUUCCUAGAAUUGACCUCCUUUAAAUUCAGUCACAUUUUAUAGUAGAAUUCUUUCAAAAGAUAGUCGGUGAUAAAACAACUUUACCGAUAUAUAUAUAAAAUUUCAUAUCCAUUUUGGUGAUAUGGACUCCAAUUUUGUAGAAAAAUAGAGGGACUAUUAAACUAAAAUGAGAUGAACCUAAAAGGAAAAAAAAACAAAUAGAAUGUUCUAAAACCAAGUAGACCAGAAACACACUGACUGAGUAUUUAUUUAUAUAUACUUUAUUGGGUAAGUGGUAUAUGAAAAAGCAGCGGCUAAUGGUAUAUGCCGUAUCCGUAUUACAUCAUCAACAUCACUUCAUAAUUUACUGUAAAAUAGAGUGAUGAAAAAGCAGCAGCUAAUGGUAUAUGCCGUAUCCGUAUUAUGUGAGCUAGGUCAUCUGAGCUAGGUAUCUUCAACAUCACUCCAUAAUUUACUGUAAAAUAGAGUGAUAAAUAAAUAAAUAAAUGAUUACUAGUGAUAAACAAACAAAAAUAUGAAAUAAUAAUUACUUUUUUGUUUGUUUAUCAUUCAAUUUUUCAUUAUAUUUUGCAGUAAAUUAUGGAGUGGGACUAGAGAUACUCCACCUUGAAUUUUGUCAUGUCACCAAAACUGUGACAGUUUUGUCUGCAACGCGUGUCAAUUACUAAAGAGUAGUAUAAUAAAAUAAAGAAAAGGAAAGCGAUAUUCGUGUACAAGUAGUAGGUCUCGAAAACACUGGGAGCUAAAGGUUUGUCGCCUAUAUAAAGAGAUUUAUACAUGUAUGGUGUCUCUCACUUCCAAACACCAUAAGAGAUAAGUGAGAGACUUGUAGAUUUCCGGCGAGAACCGUUAUUAAAAUUUCCUAUUAUCAGAGAUAAUGAUUUCUGUUGUUAUAAUCACUGAGCUACUGGUCGAGUACACGACGGCACUCGCGAAACUCGCGGCCGGGAUUCUUCCUAGACGGCGAGGAGACGGUGACGUUAUAAGGAUUGGUGGUUUCUCUCUCCGUUUUCCUUCUAGAUCGACACCUGUUCCAGAUUUCUCUUCUCAUCUAGUUGAUUUCUGAUCUGCGCAAAACCAACUUUCUCAGAUCUCAGUUUUGUGUUCUUCUCCGGAGCUUUCUACGAGAUCGUGGCGGAUGAGAGACUUCGUUUUGAAGAAACUUUCUCUAGAUUUUGUGUUGAGUGCUUGGUCAGAGCUUUGUAUAAUUGUAUCGAGUUAUUAAUAGAGAAUAUGGUUUUGAAGA